AGGACACCAGACCUCUAGAAUCUAACAACCUGAAGGACCAUGACAUCAGAGAAGGAGACAUGUUUGAUGACCCCAGACUGGACAAACUGUGGAGUAAGGCUAAGAGUUCUGGUAAGUUCUCAGAGGAGGAGAUGCAGAGUCUGAAGAGGGAGUUUCAACACCACAAGGACAAGAUCAGCGAGUAUAACAUCGUCAUGGAUACCGUCAGCCGCACGGAGGAGAUCCAUAAGAAUGUGAUCUCUCCAUUAGAAGGGGAAGUUAAAGAACAUGUCCUGCAUCAGAAACACACCGACCUGAAGGACAAGAUGAGGGAUCUGAACCAGGGCUUUGAACGCCUGAGGAAACUCAGCCACGAGGGCUUCAGCGAGGACAGCGAGUUUAAAGAGCCCAGGGUGAUAGAGCUGUGGGAGAUGGCACAGAGAGCCAACCUGACUGGGGAUGAACUGGACUCGCUCAAGGAGGAACUGAAGCACUUUGAGACCAAGGUAGAGAAGCACAGCCACUACCAGGAACAGUUAGAGUUAUCCCACCAGAAGCUCAGACAUGUAGAAGCUCUAGGAGACAACGACCACAUCCUGAGAAACCAGGAGAGAUACAAUAACCUGGCCGAGAAGACCAGAGAGAUGGGAUACAAGAUGAAGAAGCACAUGCAGGAUUUAACCAGCAAGAUCUCCCGUAAAGGACUGGACCGUAACGAACUGUAAGGGGUUCCUCAGACGAGGCCCUGGGGGACGACGACGACAGAAGGCUGUGUGUUUUCAACAUCAGGACUCGAAACAACAAAUGAAGUCUUUCUUCGUGUUUUUCUUGCUACAGUGGUUCAGAGUGUGGCGAUCGAUGCUGCUGUCAUGACAACCCUACGAUGGAACUUCUAAUCUGCCUGUCUAUAUAUACACACACACACACACACACACACUUCCGUCCACAUUACUCUUUUGUAGACUACUUUAAUGAAAUCAGUGUUUUUCCGCGUAAAUCUCAUUUGUGAUUAUGUUCCAUUUUAAUAAUGACGAGCCUGCCUCUAUCUCAAAUGGCACCCUAUUCCCUACAUAGUGCACUACGUUUGACCAGGGCCCUAUGGAAGUAGUGUACUGUGUAGGGAAUAGGGUGUCAUUUGGGAUGGAGAACGUGUCUUUCAGUGCCACUACUUGUUUUUGUGUAAAUAUGUGUAUAUACCUAUUGUAGGUACAUCUGAUUAUGUCCAUGUACCAAAUGUCACCCUAUUCCCUACAUAGUGCACUACUUUUAACCAGAGCCCUAUUCCCUACAUAGUGCACUACUUUUAACCAGAGCCCCGUACGUUCUUGAUCAAACGCCUAAUAACUUUGAUCAACAGUUUUAUUAUGAAUUUAUUUGAGACACAUAUUACCACCAUCUAACCCUUCUAGGGAAAUAGCUGCGUCACCAUAGUAACACGCGGUAUCAGUGGAUUUGACGACAUCGCCAUAGUAACACGCGGUAUCAGUGGAUUUGACGACAUCGCCAUAGUAACACGCGGUAUCAGUGGAUUUGACGACAUCGCCAUAGUAACACGCGGUAUCAGUGGAUUUGACGACAUCGCCAUAGUAACACGUGGUAUCAGUGGAUUUGACAGUAUCAUUGGUAUAUCAGCAAAUCUCAAGAACUCCUCCGUGACCUUUGGCCUAAUGGUGAAAUCCCUGAGCGGUUUCCAUCCUCUCUGGCAACUCGGUUAGGACGGACUUCUGAAUCUUUUGUAGUGACUGGGUGUGUUGAUAUUCAAUGUCUGCUUUCAGUUUUUUUUAUUCAUCUACCAAAAUAGGUGCCCUUCUUCUGCGAGGUUAUUGUAAAACCUCUCUGGUCUUUGUGGUUGAAAUGCACUGCUCGAUUUGAAGGACCUUACAAUUAUCUGUAUGUGUGGAGUGAUGAGGUAGUCAUUCAACAGUCAUGUUGAACACUGUUCUGUGUGUGGCGUUGGAGUGAUGAGGUAGUCAUUCAACAGUCAUGUUGAACACUGUUCUGUGUGUGGCGUUGGAGUGAUGAGGUAGUCAUUCAACAGUCAUGUUGAACACUGUUCUGUGUGUGGCGUUGGAGUGAUGAGGUAGUCAUUCAACAGUCAUGUUGAACACUGUUCUGUGUGUGGCGUUGGAGUGAUGAGGUAGUCAUUCAACAGUCAUGUUGAACACUGUUCUGGCAGACCGAGUGAGUCCUUGUAACUGAUGUGGCUUUAAGUACAUAUUUACUACGGCACUUAAUUAGCCUUGAUAUAACAAUGGGGUUGAAUACUUGACUCAAGACAUUUCAGCUUUUCAUUUAUUUGUCAAAAAAAAAUAUAUAUCUAAAAACAUAACUCUGACAUGAUGGAGUAUUGUGUGUAGGCCCAGUGGAGAAAAAUAAUCUCAAUUGAAUCCAUUUUAAAUUAAAGCUGUAACACAAGGGGCUGUAUUAACCAAUCAGAGAGUUACUGAGAGAACCGGUGUUGUGAUUGGAGAGUUACUGAGAGAACCAGUCAUGAUUGUAAAUCGAUGUUUACCAGUCUUUGAACCAUGAAUACACAGUGUCUUAUUGGCCCAUGUGGGCGGGGCAUCCUGAAGAUGCAAAACACUGUAAUAACAAAAAAUGAAUCAAAUGUAGAUCGAACAAAUUUUUAAAAAAGUAAUAAAACACUUUCUCGUCA
Messenger RNA from Oncorhynchus nerka (sockeye salmon), 2635 nucleotides. RefSeq names its product alpha-2-macroglobulin receptor-associated protein-like. Gene Ontology annotation, molecular function: heparin binding; very-low-density lipoprotein particle receptor binding; lipase binding. The transcript has 8 exons. Bases 60 to 704 code for a protein of 214 amino acids. The record is from RefSeq and is a predicted model, not a curated record. Gene Ontology annotation, biological process: negative regulation of very-low-density lipoprotein particle clearance; negative regulation of receptor internalization. Lineage: Eukaryota; Metazoa; Chordata; Actinopteri; Salmoniformes; Salmonidae. Gene Ontology annotation, cellular component: endosome; rough endoplasmic reticulum lumen; endoplasmic reticulum-Golgi intermediate compartment.